AUGAAUGGACUUGGAAUACUAUUGAAAAAACUUGCUGUUCGCGUAAAUUUCAAGAUCGACCCUCAUCCAGAUGAAGUCGACUCCAUCCCGUCUCGCGACGCUGAUCGCACCAUCAAAGUCCAUGUCUACAGAGGUCAAGAAGCAUCGAACCCUUCUCCGGUUCUUAUCGACUUCUGUGGCAGCGGCUUUAUGCUCACCUCAUUCGGCCCCGAAGACGAGUUCUGCCGAUACAUCGCACAUCACACAGGCUACACGGUGAUUGAGCGCAGGCGCUGCAUAGCACUGGCGAUAUCGUCGUUCUCGCCCACCUGCAGAGUCAAGGAGAGCGACGACUCGCUCAUCCGCUCCGUGAUCUGCUUCUCCGGCGUGACGGACGUCUCCGUGCGCACGACGGCCAAGAAGGCAGUGCAGAAAUCCAGCUUCGUGAUCCGGACGAUCUUUCCCCGCUUUCCCGAGUUCUGCCACUCGUGCCACCGCAACCCGAGCGUCGCCGAUCUGAGAGAUCCGCGGCUGUCGCCGUUGUAUGCCGAUCCGGCGCGCUUUCCGAUGAAUCUGCUGAUCGGCACUGCGGCGCAAGAUCCGUUUACCCUUGAAGGAGAGGAGCUUGCGGGAGGGGUUCGGAGGGUGGGAGGUCAUAACGUUGUGUGUCAUCGGACGGAGGGGUGUGAGCAUGGGUGGGACAAAGAGGCCAAGAGGGGGACGAGGCAGUGA
This is a messenger RNA of Aspergillus clavatus NRRL 1, 711 nucleotides long. RefSeq lists its product as uncharacterized. The record is from RefSeq and is a predicted model, not a curated record. NCBI's taxonomy places the organism in Eukaryota, Fungi, Ascomycota, Eurotiomycetes, Eurotiales, Aspergillaceae. The transcript has 3 exons. Bases 1 to 711 code for a protein of 236 amino acids. Gene Ontology annotation, molecular function: hydrolase activity.